Molecule: messenger RNA, 1002 nt
Organism: Haemonchus placei
Lineage: Eukaryota; Metazoa; Nematoda; Chromadorea; Rhabditida; Trichostrongylidae
Source: the annotation of a GenBank genome assembly
AUGAAUGGAUUGGCUGACUUUCAUCAUAUCGAAUUUCGCGUUUCCAAUGCUCUUCAGUCAUCAUUUUGGUACUGUUGUUGUUUUGGAUUCCAAAGGUUCGCUGAGAAACGAGAUGAAGACGCAACAUGCAUAGCCAUACGAAACGGCAGGGUUAUUUUUGUGAUCAAAUCAACAACGUCUUGUGACCCAGAAACUUUGCAACAGCUGGUUGUGCAUGGGGAUGCUGUUAAGGAUGUCGCAUUCCGUGUGGAUUCUAUAGACGCUCUUGAACAGGUAUUGAUACCCUACACGUACUCCUCAAAAACGCUCUACAGGGAUAGCGACAUCACCCACACAUUGGUCGAAGACAGAAACUACUCGGGUACAUUUCUUCCUGGUUACUCCCCUGUGGAUAAUUUUCCGCUACCUGCUAAUAUUCCUGUUGUGCUAUUGGACCAUGUGGUACAAAACUAUCCAGUAAAUGGGAUUGAAGAUGCCGCUGAGUGGUACAAACGAAGUAUGGCACUGCAGCGAUUUUGGUCGAUUGACGACAAAAUUACAACAUCUGAGUUUUCAGCUAUGAAGGCAUGGCUGAUUACCAACGAUGAUCAGAAGGUUCAAAUGACCCUAGCAGAGGCGGUACCCGGUCGCAAAGGAAGAAGUCAGAUAGAGGUUUGGAAUGGAUUACAACAACUUUGUCAAGAUUCUGUAAUUCUGUGGCCUUCAAGGAAUAUGUUUCCACAAUCAUACUAUGAUAUCCUUGAUGAACGCCUCAAAGAUUCCAAGGUUGAGCUGAAAGAAGAUAUGAAAAAGCUACGAGAACUCUGCAUUUUGAUGGAUUUUGACGACAAUGGCUACCUGUUGCAAUUAUUCACGAGACCUGUUCAAGAUCGACCUACCCUCUUCAUUGAAAUCAUUCAACGACGAAAUUUCAAUGGAUUCGGAGCCGGCAACUUCAAAGCACUUUUUGAUGCUGUCGAAAGGGAGCAAAGGCGAAGAGGAACUCUCCUUGUAGAGAACUGA